Drosophila simulans is the source of this 1119-nucleotide messenger RNA. RefSeq names its product protein crossbronx (gene peo). Bases 114 to 848 code for a protein of 244 amino acids. The record is from RefSeq and is a predicted model, not a curated record. Lineage: Eukaryota; Metazoa; Arthropoda; Insecta; Diptera; Drosophilidae. The transcript is spliced from 5 exons.
AGGUAUUAGGAAAGAGUGGCAACACUCCCCUAUCAGCUGUUCAGCAAGCAACAAAAUUGUCCGUUUGUUUAUGUUCCUAGUUUUUUGUUUAAUUUUUCUAUUGUCCGGGCAAAAUGACUCUCGAUUUGGAUGCGCAUAAGAAAGAUGACAAGUUGCUGAUCACAACCAUACAGCAGGAGUAUAAAAUUCUGGCCGAAUACAAAAUGAUUGAGUCAGAGAAGUUGAGUGGCAUAUAUGUGAUACCCAGCUAUGCUAACUCCUUGCAGUGGUUUGGAGUCUUCUUUGGCCGACAGGGCUUGUAUGCGGAAAGUGUUUUUCGGUUCACAAUUCUGCUCCCAGAUCGUUUUCCCGACGACAAAAGUCUUCCGACCAUAAUUUUCCAGCAGGAUGUGAUUCAUCCCCAUGUGUGCCCGUACACCCACAGUUUGGACGUGAGCCACGCCUUCCCGGAGUGGCGCUGUGGAGAGGAUCAUCUUUGGCAGCUUUUAAAGUACCUGCAAGUCAUUUUCUCCGAUCCAUUGGACAGUAUUCGGGGCAUUGAAGUAGAUAAGCUCAAGAACAGAGAAGCUGCGGAGCUGCUGAUGAAUAACAAGGAGGAGUAUGUUGCUCGCGUACAGGAAAAUAUCAAGGAGAGCAAGGAGCACAUAUUCGACACCCCGCCCACCGAAGAUCCGCACUACAUAGUAUUCGAGAAAUUCCAACAGGACGUGCACGGGCCCGUUCUGGAGCGCAUCAAGGCCGGAAGAAGCAAGCAGACGGAGCCCUCAGCGCAACAAGGAAAUGGUGGACAUGCAACUGGUCUGUCCUGGGUUAAGGAGGGCGAGUUUAAGCCACUUAGCAUUGAGUAAAAGCAAUAUACAAAUACUCUCCGUUCCCCGUUCCAUCGGAAAUGUGUGGGGGAAGCCUCGCCAGCGGGGAACUCAAAGUGCUGGCUGAGCUCGAUGGCCAGUUUGGAGCGGACUAGGCCUAUUCCGCCCGCCUGUGGCGUCGCUGGAUGAUAGACCCUUCCGUUUCGCGGAUCCAUGUACAGUUUGUGGGGUUCGUAAGGCAGGGUAAGGACCUGUCCCGAGUGCGCAAAGCUCAGCACCUCCGUGUCGUCCUUCCUCAGUUGUUCAGUAA